Molecule: messenger RNA, 1176 nt
Organism: Naegleria lovaniensis
Lineage: Eukaryota; Heterolobosea; Eutetramitea; Acrasida; Naegleriidae
Exons: 2
Coding region: 1-1176 (391 amino acids)
Biological process (GO): proteolysis
Molecular function (GO): metallopeptidase activity
Source: RefSeq, a predicted model, not a curated record
AUGCCUCGAAAACAACAAAACAAAAAGAUUCCUUUCGCUAAAGGCUUUACUCGGCCGAACAAGAAGGAAAUCAAACAAGCCAUCGCAUCCGACGAAAUUUAUUAUGAUUUUGAAAUGAAAAGGCCAUCCGAUGGAAAAACUUUAUUUUAUAAACCAGUUCCAGAUCCCACCUCUAUCGAUGAUUGGCUGGCUCAGUAUGUAGAGGAUAGAGAUAGUUAUGACGAAUGGAUGGAUUUGAGAAAGAGAGUUUGUAAGAAAAAUACGAUUCGGUUGGAGAAGGAUAUUUGUUUAUUAUGGAUUGAAAGAGAAAAUACCAAUCAUCCCAGAAAACAGUUCUUGGUGCAUUUAAAAAGAUUUAUUGAAGCAUUUUAUUAUGGCAUUCAUGUUAGAAUUUUAGAUCCAUUCAUGAUUAAGAAGUCAAAAAAACAAUAUUAUAUCGAAUUUAAUGACGUGAAAUAUAACAUUUCAUCAAGAAGAUGCCACGAGUACGAUGAAGACAAAGCAGGAGAGAAUGAGAUCCAAUUCAGAGCUGCUGAUGUGCUUGUCCCAAUUCAUAGAUUGAAAAAAACAAUCGACACUGAGAUAUCUUGCAUAUGUGGAGUCACCAUGGAGGACCUUUAUAUUGGUAAAAAGGACAGCUUUACUUGUGGUUUAGCACAAGGAGGCGAUCAUAUUGGCGUGUUUUCAAUGUGUAGGUACAACCCAGAAUUUAGAAAUGAAGACGAGAACUCUACAGAAGAAAAGGAUAUUUCAGUUGAAUGGGAUAGUGAUGGUAUUGUUGACGAGGAAAAGCUAAGCUCAAAUGAUUUGAUUAUCAUUGAGAGAUGUUGCAAAAUUGUUGUACAUGAACUUGCUCAUAUGCAACAGAUUGGGCAUUGUGUGUUUUUUGAUUGUAUUAUGAAUGGUAGUGGAUGGUUGGAAGAAGAUUAUCGCCAGUCCAUUCAACUGUGCCCAGUGGAUUUGAGAAAAUUUCAAACUCUCAUGGAUUUCGACAUUCUAGAAAGGUACAAAGCCUUAUUAAGAUUUUACAAGGCAUAUCGUAUCAACGACGCUGCCUUGUGGGUGGAGGACAUGAUACAAUAUUUGACGAAGCGUCAACAAGAACUGCAAGACAAUGAUAUCCAUGAAGGAGCCCAUGAUAAUUCUUGCUCCGCAAAGAAAACAAAAAUCAAAUAA